This is a messenger RNA of Prunus armeniaca (apricot), 369 nucleotides long. NCBI's taxonomy places the organism in Eukaryota, Viridiplantae, Streptophyta, Magnoliopsida, Rosales, Rosaceae. The record is from the annotation of a GenBank genome assembly.
AUGACUCCAUUCCCUACUGUGGACCAAGCUUAUGCCUAUGUUCGCCGUGAAGAUGUUCGACAAGCAGUGAUGAUAGGUCCCCCUACUCGUGUUGGACAGCCCCAUAAUUCCUCUAUUGCGGCCCACCUUCAAAUCCAGUCAUAUGCUACUGCUGCUGGUGCGCCACCUCCUAAAACCAUCACACCUUCCCGUCCCAAGGCUCCGACUGAUGGAAGUGGUUGCACGCACUAUGGCAACCCCAAACAUACCCGUGACACCUAUUUUAAGUUGAAUGGUUAUCCUGAUUGGUGGGAGGACCUCCGCGCUCGCAAGCUCAGAGAAACUGCUAGUAAUUCCAACCGUGCUGCUCUUGUCUCUACCGAACCUUAA